Messenger RNA from Fundulus heteroclitus (mummichog), 2034 nucleotides. RefSeq names its product sterol 26-hydroxylase, mitochondrial. The record is from RefSeq and is a predicted model, not a curated record. Lineage: Eukaryota; Metazoa; Chordata; Actinopteri; Cyprinodontiformes; Fundulidae. Gene Ontology annotation, molecular function: heme binding; monooxygenase activity; iron ion binding. The transcript has 9 exons. Gene Ontology annotation, biological process: C21-steroid hormone biosynthetic process; cellular response to peptide hormone stimulus; cholesterol metabolic process. Bases 159 to 1712 code for a protein of 517 amino acids. Gene Ontology annotation, cellular component: mitochondrial inner membrane.
CUUACAACCACAAACUUCUUUCUUUGUUGCUCUUUGUCCUUGUUGCUUCUUCACAUCUGGGCUGGAUGGGUUAAAUAAUCUGCAAGGUUUGGCCCCUCCCUGCUCCCUGAGCAACUUGGAUGUAACAGGAGCCGUGUGUUUUCCAUUCGGCUCCUGCAAUGGCUGCGUGCUUGUCGCGAAGAUCGCUGUCAGGGAAAUCCGUCUGGCUGUCGCCUUCGAGCCCCUCUUUAAAAAGCCAUGUGUGCAGCAGGAAGGUGGGCAGGGGCCCCUCUGCUCCCGGGGCCCUCUCUGCCCUGCAGGACAAACCUCGGACGGUGGAGGACCUCCCUCGCGUCAGCUUCUUGGAGAUGGUGUACAGGAUGGUGUUUCAGGGUUACCACAACCGUCUGCACGAGCUGCAGCUUUAUGAGAAGCAGCUGUAUGGACCCAUCUACCGAAGCGGACUCCAGUCGGUGUCGGUGAACUCCCCUCAGCUGCUGGAGGAACUCAUGAGGAAGGAUGAGAAGUUUCCCUCCAGAGGAGACAUGACUCUGUGGACCGAGUACCGCGAUAUGAGAGGAUUUGGCUACGGGCCCUUCACAGAGGAAGGGGAGCGCUGGUACAAACUGAGGGCGGUUCUCAACAAGCGGAUGCUCCAUCCCAGGGAUUCUGCUCAGUACUCAGGGGUGAUCAACGACGUGGUUUCAGACUUCGUAAAAAGGAUCAACCAUCUACGUGGAGCCAGCCCAACAGGGGAUCUCGUCACUGACAUUUCCAACAAGCUGUAUCUGUUUUCACUGGAAGGUAUUGCCUCCAUACUGUUUGAGACAAGGCUCGGCUGUCUGGAAGAGGAGAUCCCUGCUGGCACCCAAGAAUUCAUCCACUCCAUCGCUCAGAUGUUCUCCUACAGCAUGGCUGUGGUGAUGAGUCCCAAGUGGAGCCGCAGCCUGCUGCCGUUCUGGGGACGCUACAUCGCCGGCUGGGAAGGCAUCUUUGGCUUUGCUAAAACGUUAAUCGACAAGAAGAUGGAGGACAUCCAGCAGCGGGUGGACAACAACCAGGAUGUGGAGGGUGAAUAUCUAACGUACCUCCUGUCAAACACCCAGAUGAGCACUAAAGACGUCUACGGCAGCAUCGCCGAGCUUCUCUUAGCCGGAGUGGACACGACCUCCAACACCCUCACAUGGGCUUUGUACCAGCUGUCAAGGAACCCAGACAUCCAGGACAGACUUUAUGAAGAAGUUUCCACGCUGGUACCAGCGGACCGAAUCCCCUCCGCUGCAGAAGUCACUCGGAUGCCGUUUUUACGAGCUGUGAUCAAGGAAACUCUUAGGAUGUACCCCGUGGUUCCUAUGAAUGCAAGGAUUAUAUCAGAAAAACCCUUUUCUGUUGGUGGAUAUCAGUUUCCAAAGAAAACUGCGUUCACGUUCUGCCACUAUGCCAUCAGUCACGAUGAGAGCGUCUUUCCUGAGUCGUUCAGAUUCAAGCCGGAGAGGUGGCUCCGUGACGGCCGCCCGAGGCCAAACCCCUUUGGCUCCAUCCCGUUUGGCUACGGAGUUCGAGGCUGCGUUGGCCGCAGGAUUGCAGAACUUGAGAUGUAUUUAGUUCUGUUUCGGCUUAUUCAGCGGUUUGAAGUCAAACCAAACCCGACAACCGGGGAGCUGAAAAGCAUCAAUCGUACCGUUCUGGUUCCAGAUAAACAGCUGGACCUGCAUUUUGUGGACAGAGUAUGAAGAAACUGGCACUUGACGGACUCUUACGCACCGGGUCGACUGAGCUACAUGGACUCAUCUUUUCUUGUAUAACAGCUUCAUGGCAAGUGGAAGCAGUUCUGAGAAAAAUGCAAAAGCUGCAGAACAAAACUGUUUUUUUUCAUUUAGUAUUACAAAGCACCUGAGCAGAACCGUCACAUUUACUGGUUUUACUAUCAUCUGUUUCAUGUAACGCGCUUCUGUGGACGACCAAUCACGUAGGCUUUUAUAUGAUUUAUGAAUAAAAUGUUUUAUUAAUAAUAGUUUUAUUUAGCGGAAUGCUAAAUAAACAAUGUUUAAAAGC